UUUUUUAGAUUGAAUUUUUGCAAGGAAUCGGCGACAUUUUGUGAAUUCAACGGCCUAUUCUGCUGCAAAUGUACAAUAAAAAUGCAUACAAUAUCACCAUAAGGAGCAAUUAUUGACUAAAUGUUUGCACACAACACACAAAUUGUCAAUAGUUCAGAAUCAUUGGCAAAGCUACCCCACUCCACCCAAGAAAAGGAGAGAGAUGGCCUCCCUUUCAUUACCAGUGUGUAUUGCUGGGAAGAGUAUUGAGAAAAUGGCGAUGGUGGACGAGCGGCUCUAUCCGAUAGCAGUACUGAUAGAUGAAUUAAAGAAUGAUGACAUUCAGCUACGCUUGAAUUCUAUACGGAAAUUAUCGACCAUAGCACGUGCGCUUGGGGAGGAGAGGACACGCAAGGAGUUAAUCCCAUUUCUUAGUGAGAACAAUGAUGAUGAUGAUGAGGUGCUGCUGGCAAUGGCCGAAGAAUUAGGCGCCUUCAUGCCAUAUGUUGGUGGGGCGGAGCAUGCACAUGUGCUCCUCCCUCCUUUAGAAACACUGUGUACGAUGGAAGAGACAUGUGUGAGGGACAAAGCUGUGGAAUCGCUAUGCAAAAUUGGGUCACAGAUGAGGGAAAGUGAUUUAGUCGACUCAUUUAUUCCUCUCGUGAAGAGGCUUGCUGUUGGUGAAUGGUUUACAGCUCGAGUCUCAGCGUGUGGACUAUUUCAUAUUUUUUAUCCAAGUGCCCCAGACUCAUUAAAGCCUGACUUAAGGGAAAUGUACAGUCAGUUGUGCCAAGAUGAUAUGCCAAUGGUUAGAAGAGGUGCUGCAACAAAUUUGGGAAAAUUUGCUGCCACUGUAGAACCUGCUCAUCUCAAGACUGAAGUCAUGUCUAUGUUUGAGGAUCUUACACGAGAUGAUCAGGAUUCUGUUCGCUUGCUAGCUGUGGAGGGCUGUGCUGCACUUGGAAAGUUACUGGAAUCUCAAGAUUGUGUUGCACAUGUUCUCCCUGCAAUUGUAAACUUUUCACAGGAUAAGUCUUGGCGUGUCCGCUACAUGGUUGCCAACCAGUUGUAUGAGCUUUGUGAGGCUGUGGGACCUGAUCCUACUAGGACGGAUUUGGUUCCUGCUUAUGUCCGCCUACUCCGAGACAAUGAAGCAGAAGUGCGAAUAGCUGCUGCUGGGAAAGUGACAAAAUUCUGUCAAAUUCUUAAUCCCGAACUUUCUAUUCAGCACAUUCUCCCAUGUGUCAAGGAAUUGGCAUCUGAUUCUUCACAACAUGUGAGAUCUGCUCUGGCAUCUGUUAUAAUGGGAAUGGCUCCCGUUUUGGGGAAGGAUGCAACAAUCGAACAACUUCUUCCCAUCUUUCUUUCCCUCCUGAAAGAUGAAUUUCCUGAUGUUCGUCUUAACAUUAUUAGCAAGCUCGACCAAGUCAAUCAGGUCAUAGGAAUCGAUCUGCUCUCCCAAUCUUUGUUACCAGCCAUUGUUGAGCUGGCCGAAGAUAGACACUGGAGAGUCCGCCUCGCUAUCAUAGAAUACAUACCAUUAUUGGCCAGUCAGUUGGGCGUCGGAUUUUUCGAUGAUAAGUUGGGUGCACUUUGCAUGCAGUGGCUGCUCGACAAGGUUUACUCCAUUCGAGAUGCUGCAGCUAAUAAUCUGAAGCGUCUGGCAGAAGAAUUUGGUCCCGAGUGGGCAAUGCAGCACAUAGUUCCUCAGGUUUUGGAAAUGAUAAACAAUCAACACUACCUGUAUCGAAUGACUGUUCUUCACGCCAUUUCCUUGCUCGCACCCGUACUGGGCUCCGAGAUAACAUGUUCCAAAUUGCUUCCUGUCGUCAUCACUGCAUCGAAGGACAGAGUGCCCAACAUUAAGUUCAACGUUGCAAAGGUGCUGCAAUCCAUGAUCCCAAUCGUCGACCAGUCUGUGGUGGAGAAUACAAUUCGCCCGGCAUUAGCAGAGCUUGCAGAGGACCCUGAUGUGGAUGUUCGUUAUUAUGCCAAUCAAGCUCUCCAAUCCAUCGACAACACCAUGAUGUCGAGCUAGGACUGCUGCCUCCCGGGUUUGUCUACUGUUUCUUUGUCUAUUUUUCUUGUUGUGUCGCUGAUCGAUCGGUCGUUUUGUUUGGUACAUGCUCGUCUCUGUUUACGUGUCGGGUCGGGUGGGUCGGGUUUCGAAUGGCUCUCUGUGGUUUUUGUGCCCAAGAGAAGUCAGAUAUUUUUCUUCAUAAGUUUUACAGAUAUUUCAUAUUUGCAGUUGUUGAUCAUCUCAUCUUAGGUCUAAUUUUACUUCUUUUUUUUUUUUUUUUUUUUUUUUUGCCCUUUGCUCUUUAGCAAUGCACUGUAGUCUGUUUUUUGUUUUUUUAAUAAAUCGUUAUAUGCAAAAUUCUGGCCGUUUAGUUUA
This is a messenger RNA of Andrographis paniculata, 2374 nucleotides long. RefSeq names its product serine/threonine-protein phosphatase 2A 65 kDa regulatory subunit A beta isoform-like. Bases 203 to 2017 code for a protein of 604 amino acids. NCBI's taxonomy places the organism in Eukaryota, Viridiplantae, Streptophyta, Magnoliopsida, Lamiales, Acanthaceae. The record is from RefSeq and is a predicted model, not a curated record. Gene Ontology annotation, molecular function: protein binding; protein phosphatase regulator activity. The transcript has 13 exons. Gene Ontology annotation, cellular component: protein phosphatase type 2A complex; cytoplasm. Gene Ontology annotation, biological process: protein dephosphorylation.